CUCCUCCCUAUCAUCAUGCGCUGUCGACCCCGUCAGCACGAUCGUUCGGGACAUGCAGUCCGGCUGCGGAGACGGCGGACACUACACGUCGUACAGCUGCUUCUGCACGGCCAGUUCCGCGUAUUUCGCGAGUUUGAUUUCCAGCGAGGUGGGAUCGAGCUGCUCGAACUCGGACUCGGGGAGUGAGGUGUCAACUGCGCUGGAGGUAUUUCAUAGUUAUUGUUUGUUGGAUGGGACGGAUGGGGAUACAUUAGCAUCGACGGCGACGACCCUCUCGACAAUCACCUCAUCUUCAUCAUCAUUAUCAUCUUUAUCCUCAACGUCCACAUCCACAUCCACCCUCGAACCAGCUGCCUCCGCCACCGCUCCGGCUGCAUCCUCCACCUCCCCCCCAACAUCAACAACAACAACGACGACGACAAACAAAUCCAGCUCCGAAUCCCUGACCCCCGGCUCCAAAGUCGCCAUAGGCGUCUGCGUCUCCAUAGCCGGAAUCGCGCUCAUCAUCGCAGGGUUCUUCUUCCUCCGCCUCCGUCGCCAGUCCCAAUCUCACAACAGCAUAAUGCUGGAUUCCAGGGCCCGCACGCCCCGCGAGCUGCACACCCCGAGGGAGAUGUCAGGGGAUGUGUACCGACGGUAUGAGCUGGCGGAUCACAGGAGUGGGCAGAAUCAGAAUCAGAGUCAGGUGUUUGAGCUGGCUGGUGGGCAUUGAGGAGAAUAGAAUUGAGAGGGGAAGUAUAAUGGAUGGGAAUUUGAUGAAUGGGUGGAUGGGUUGAGGUGAGGUAAUCAAGAGCAUUGGGGUUGGAAUAUUGAGGACGAUGAUUUAAUUAGGAUAUAAUGAGUAGGUCGUGGUAUUAUGUAUGUUCUGGAUUCUUUUCGGUAGUGGGUGUUCGGAGCGGGGAUGGUUUAUUGCAGUUUGAUUUGGCUUGCUUUGAUGUGAUAUGGUAAUUGAUGGUUGGUUGUUCUAUGAGGCUUUUAGUUAUAUAUCGUCUGCUUUUAUCUGGUGCUGUCCUUCUAGGGGGUUGGUUGUUGUUAUUUAUCUCGUGC
Molecule: messenger RNA, 1047 nt
Organism: Aspergillus heteromorphus CBS 117.55
Lineage: Eukaryota; Fungi; Ascomycota; Eurotiomycetes; Eurotiales; Aspergillaceae
Exons: 2
Coding region: 53-712 (219 amino acids)
Source: RefSeq, a predicted model, not a curated record